Pseudopodoces humilis (Tibetan ground-tit) is the source of this 2335-nucleotide messenger RNA. RefSeq names its product SHH signaling and ciliogenesis regulator SDCCAG8 (gene SDCCAG8). The record is from RefSeq and is a predicted model, not a curated record. Gene Ontology annotation, biological process: establishment of cell polarity; centrosome cycle; tube formation. Gene Ontology annotation, cellular component: centrosome; centriole. NCBI's taxonomy places the organism in Eukaryota, Metazoa, Chordata, Aves, Passeriformes, Paridae.
CCUCGCCGCGGGGAGCCCCCGGUGUCAGGGGACAGCGCCGGCUGCUCCCCGGGAGCCAGCAGGGUCCUGAUGCGGGCGCCCCGCGGGGUGCGCGCCCUGGAGGAGUCCCUGGAGCGGUACCAGAGGCGCCUCCGAGAACGUGCCAGUGAAAGCAUCUCUCAACUGAAACAAGUCAUGGCAAGAGGUGAUGAUGGCACUGGAUUUGACCAGUCCUCUGUGGAUGAGGGCAGUGACAAUGCAGACAGGGCCAGUGAUGACUGUGGGAAUGCAGCCAGUCAGGAGCUGCAGCACAGUCAAGCAGUUAACCAACUUAAAAUUUUGUUGCAAUACCAAGAAAGAAUGGAAAGUGAAGAGUCUCCCUCAAGAAGGAAGAAGUCAUUCCAUAAACCCCCAGAAGCUGUACCUGCAGACUUACCAGCCCUUUCUGAUCUUGUUCCUAUAAUUGAUGAUCAGUCACAGUACAUUAACCAUUUGGAAGCAGAAGUGAAGUUUUAUAAGGAGGAGUUGUGUGGGGUGAAAGAUCGAGAACAGGCAGUUUUACUUGAAAAUGUGGAGCUCCAUCAGAAGCUGAAAUUCUUAACUGCAGCAAAUACUCAGAACUCCUGGCCUGUAGGUGGUAAAGACUGUAGCACACACCAACCUGUCACCUCAUCAACGGCACAUAACAAAGAUCAGGCUUUUGUUACAGCAGCUUCUGGAGACAAAGCAAAAUGGCCUGUAGAACUGGAGAAUCUAAAACUUUUUUAUCAAGAAAAAGUCAAUAUCCUUGAUGCUCAAAUACAGUCUCUAAGAAAAGACCUUUCGGAAUCUCAGAAGACAUGCAAAGAUUUGGAAGGAAGGCUGAAACACCAGAAGUCGCUGUUUUCAGUCAGAAAUUGUAGCCAGGUUGGUGGUCUGUGCCUGAACUGUGCCCAGCACGAGGCUGUUCUUGCACAGACUCACUGUAACGUUCAUGUGCAGACCAUCGAGAGGCUGACAAGAGAAAGAGAUGACUUGAUGGAUGCACUUCUUUCAGUGAGACAAAGCAUGAAAGAGAUGCAGGAAAGAGAAUCUAAUGCUUGUAAGCAAGUUGAACAUGCUGUGCAAAUGGCAGAAGAGGCCAAUUUUGAAAAAACAAAGGCUCUCAUCCACUGUGAGCAACUGAAAAGUGAGAUGGAACGACAGAAGAAUUAUCUUGAAAAGGAGCUGGCUGCCCAGGCGAAUAAGAGGGCUGAUGAAAAAGAAGCACUGCGGCGAGAAAUGAAGAAGGAAAGGGAGGACUUGGCUGCAAUGGUGACAGCUUUGUCUAAGGAUGUGGCUGUUUUGGAGGCUCAACUAGAGAGAAUUACAAGGGAAAAGAAUUCUCUGGUUAGCCGGUUAGAAGAAUCACAGUGCCAGCUUGCAUCUCAUGAAAUGGAGAUGAAUAAAGUGUGUGGAGAAAUGCGCUAUCAGUUGAAUCAAACCAAAAUGAAGAAGGAUGAGGCAGAAAAGGAGCUCAGAGAGUACAGAACAAAAACUAUAAGGGAGCUUGAAAUUAAGGACCAGAAAAUAGAAAAACUGGGAUUAGAGCUGAAUGGAAACAAAAAGCAGUUGGAACAAGCCCAGCAGGAUGUGACUGGAGCCAGAGAGGAGUGCCUAAAACUGACAGAACUGCUGAGUAAAUCUGAGCACCAACUGCACCUCACCAGAUUGGAGAAAGAGAGCAUUCAGCACAGCAUUAGCAAUGAAGCAAAGGCCCGAGCCCUUCAGGCCCAGCAAAGAGAGCAGGAGCUGACACAGAAGAUGCAGCAAAUGGAGGCCCAGCAUGAGAAAACUGUAGAAGAACUGGAUUCAUUGCUGACCUCCCAGAAUACAUUCAUAGCAAAAUUAAAGGAAGAAUAUUUUGUGUUGGCAAGGAAGUUGGAACAAAUGUCAGAAAAAUACAGAUCUGAAGUCAACCAGCUUAGUCAGGAAAAAGAGUAUCUUCAUGGCAGAUUGGAGAAGAUGCAGAAACGGAAUGAUGAAUUGGACCAACAGUGUAUCCAGCAUGGGAGAAUGCAUGAGAGAAUGAAGUCAAGGUUACAGCAGCUUGACAAGCACUGCCAGGUCACUGCCCAGCAGUUAGUGGAGUUGCUCAACAAACAGAAUCAGCUCUUCAAAGAGAAGCACCUGCUUACAGAAGAAGUGCAGUUUCUGCGAACACAGGAAAAGAAAUGGGAUGCAGAUCUCAGACAGGACACAGAUGGAAUGAAGUAAAAACCUGGAUGGAUAAAGAAAAAUGAGAAGAAGUCUGCUCUGCACCUGGCUGAAACUUGUCUGAGGCUCACCCAAAGACACCUCUGCAGAAAACAGGCACACUUGCUAGUUAAUUUCAGCU